Fonsecaea multimorphosa CBS 102226 is the source of this 1455-nucleotide messenger RNA. RefSeq lists its product as uncharacterized. Lineage: Eukaryota; Fungi; Ascomycota; Eurotiomycetes; Chaetothyriales; Herpotrichiellaceae. Bases 1 to 1455 code for a protein of 484 amino acids. The record is from RefSeq and is a predicted model, not a curated record. The transcript has 6 exons.
AUGCAGCAACAAAAUUCUUUCGGGGCUGCAGAACUGACAAAAUUGGAGUUCAACAGAAAUGGAUAUAGGAUGAUAAUCAAGCAGCAGCCGAGUGAGGGUCAAGUACUGGCUCCUCAAAAACAUGCUAGUGCCAGGAAGCCGCAGACCGAAAGACGCUGCCUUGAUCCUCCUGUAGUGAUCGAAUUUCUGGUCAUCGACAAUGAUCCGUCCAGGUCCUGGCUCCAUAGUCCACACUAUUUCUGCUUGGUCCAGCUGGUCAGACUUGACGGCAAGCCAAGCAAAUCCAACCUGCUUAUUGGCACGUUGACAUCUUCGCUUCACGUGGUGAAAUUGAAUGAUGGAAAAAGCCAUGGCUACUUCGUGUUUAGCGAUCUUUUUCCAACCUGCGAAGGCAAAUUCUGUCUGCAAUUCACGCUGUUCGAGAUGCGUUCCGGUCCCGAUGCCAUGUUCGCGGAAAUGCUCAACUCCAUCUCUGGUUCGGUCUUCGAAGUCCAUGCAUGCAAAAAGUUUUCCCCUCUCCCACAGUCCACCGAUUUGACGAGAGCAUUGAGUGAUGGUGGUGUGAAGAUCAGGGUUCGAAAAGAGCCAGUGCGUCGAAUGCAAAGAAACAGAGCCAACUGGGGCUUCCAAGGAUAUCUAGAUGGUUAUCGCCAAGCUGUACCAGCCUCCGUGUAUGGUCAACCCCAACCGUAUCCGCAUCAUGGCCUGGAGCAUUGGGGUCAGCAAGGGAAUUUUGCAUAUAACACGAACAAUGCGAUUGAUAUCAGGGAACGCUUAAGUGUUCAACAUCAUGGUAUGGCACCAACAUGGCAGGGUGGCGGCCACCAAAGCGCAACACUGCCCCUACCCUCUUCCAUGCCAGCUCAACCACUGCAUCGAUAUCAACAUGGAGUUUUCUUGCAUGACAUGCAACAGCCGCCUGUAAGCCAAUCACUUCCACCUUUAACGCCAUUGUUGUUGAAUGAGACACAACAAAUGCUCAUGCCCCCACCGCCGCCACCACUGCAGCCUCAGCACCGUCAGCAGCAGCAGCAGCCGUCGUUUGCAUCAUUCCCGCAAAUCCUGCCACAACAUUUCAACCCUCUUCCACCGGCAAGUUAUAAUGUGAGAGAUGAUGCUGAGGUCCAGUUGGAGUAUCCAACUACUUCAGAAAACCAAACCUUUGAUACCACCACCUCGGCCGAUACAAUGCCAUGUUUCACCGCGGCUGAUGAUCAGAUUGCUUAUCCAACCUCUUCAGAAGCGCAGUUGAUUUAUUCAACGACACUUGAGGACCACAUGGUACCGACAUCGUCGCCAGGGACCGACUCGACAUAUGUUACAUCCACGAGCAGUGUGGACCAACAACAAUAUCAGCAAAGUGCUCUGCAUGGUCCAGGAACAUAUCAUGUCCAGGGCCCCGGGAACUUGCAGAAUACGUAUGAUCCAAACUCUUCAAUUGAAGAAUUGCUCUAG